AUGUGUCAGAAAUUGAAAGAGCUCAAAUGUUCCUUUAAAGCACUUAACAGGCAGCGAUUCUCUCAUAUCUCGGAUAGGGCACAACAAGCUGUUGCAGCCUUGAAGCAGGUUCAGUUGGAUCUUCAUGACAACCCUAGAAAUCUUGAAUUGAGAAGCAAAGUGGAUAAGCUCACAAAGGAGUCCAGAUUCCUAUCUGAGGCGGAGAGGCAAUUUUAUGUUCAAAUUACCAAAUCUACGUAUUUGAUGAACUGUGAUAAGGGUACCGAACUGUUUCAUGCCAUUGCGAAGCGGAACGCUAAACGGAGGUUCAUUGCUACUGUCCAUAAAGCGGAUGGGUCUCUAACCACGUCUCAGUCCCAGGUUGAAGAUGAAUUUAUGGGAUAUUUUAAAGGGUUGUUGGGCAGGGAUUCUCUUUUUGAUGACAUUGACCCAAUGGUGCUUGAUUCUUGUCCGAAGGUUUCUGUUCAACAAGCUCAAAAUCUUAUUAAAAUGGUGUCUAGGCAGGAGAUCAAGGUGGCGUUAGAUGGUAUUGGAGAGGACAAAGCCCCUGGUCUGGACGGUUACACUUCGUGCUUUUUCAAAAAGGCUCGGCACAUUAUUGGUAAUGACUUUUGUGAGGCAGUGGAAGAAUUUUUUCGAUUAUCAUCCUUGUUGAAGCAAGUUAAUCACUCUGCCAUUGCUCUCAUUCCUAAAUCUUCGCAUGUCUCCACGGUGCAAGAUUAUCGGCUCAUUUCAUGUUGUAACGUCACCUAUAAGUGA
Messenger RNA from Diospyros lotus (date-plum), 759 nucleotides. RefSeq lists its product as uncharacterized. The coding region runs from base 1 to 759 and encodes 252 amino acids. The record is from RefSeq and is a predicted model, not a curated record. NCBI's taxonomy places the organism in Eukaryota, Viridiplantae, Streptophyta, Magnoliopsida, Ericales, Ebenaceae. The transcript has a single exon.